CACUCGAGUGCCAUGCUUUUACAUUUAGGUGAUUUUAUUGCGUUUUAGAUGAAAUUUAAUCCAAAUUUAUUAAAUGUGAUCUAAUUUGACCUCUUGGUAGUGAUAAAAGACUUCGUAAUAUGUUAACUAUGGCCGAGGUUACUGCUAAUGGUGAUAAGGAGGAGGUGGAUGAAAAAGAAAUAAUUACAGAUAAGGAUUUACCUUUGAGUUUUACUCAAGAUAGACAUUUGGAACCUAUACAGGGUAUAGAUUGUAUUACACAGACAUGGAGAAUGAAAGAGAGGAUGAAAACAGUCAGUGUGGCUCUUGUUCUCUGUUUAAAUGUUGGAGUUGAUCCUCCCGAUGUUGUUAAAACACAACCUUGUGCAAGAUUAGAAUGUUGGAUAGAUCCAAUGCAGAUGUCUUCUACGAAAGCUUUAGAGAAGAUAGGUCAGACUCUACAAACACAGUACGAAAGGUGGCAGCCUAGAGCCAGGUAUAAGCAAUCGUUGGACCCAACUUCUGAUGAAGUGAAGAAGCUUUGCACUUCGCUACGAAGAAAUGCCAAAGAGGAAAGGGUGUUGUUCCAUUAUAAUGGGCAUGGAGUCCCUAAACCUACUACUAACGGUGAGAUAUGGGUGUUUAACCGGACGUACACUCAGUACAUUCCACUGUCGAUAUUCGAUUUACAAACCUGGAUGGGGGCCCCUUCUAUCUACGUAUACGAUUGCUCUAAUGCAGGAAUUAUAGUAGACUCCUUUAAACAGUUUGCUAUUCAGCACGAAGUUGAAUUCGAGCAAAGUAUGUCGCAGCAGAAGAUGGGUUCCGCCCACCCGCCACCGUCGUACAGGAACUGCAUCCAGCUGGCGGCUUGCAGCGCGAAUCAAGUGUUGCCCAUGACUCCGGAUCUGCCCGCAGACCUCUUCACCGCAUGCCUCACAACACCAAUCAAAGUUGCCUUAAGAUGGUUCGUCUUGCAGCCUACCUCGAAACUAAUGCCAAAAAUCACCCUGGACCUCGUAGAUAAUAUUCCCGGACAAAUAACUGACAGGAGGACCAUGCUAGGUGAAUUGAAUUGGAUUUUUACCGCCAUAACGGACACGAUAGCCUGGAACACUUUGCCGAGAGAGCUAUUCCAAAAGCUGUUCCGCCAGGACCUCCUCGUAGCCAGCCUGUUCCGCAACUUCCUCCUGGCGGAAAGAAUCAUGCGAUCCUGCGAUUGCACGCCCGUGAGCCAUCCCGCUCUGCCCCCGACCUACCAACACCCCAUGUGGGACGCCUGGGACCUUGCCUUAGAUCUAAGCUUAGGACAAUUGCCGAAGAUGCUGAAGAACGAGGAACAGUUCCAGCACUUGCCUUUCUUCGAGGAGCAGCUCACGGCUUUCCAAGUGUGGCUCGAACUGGCCACUCUUUCAGGUUCCGAGGAGCGCAAUCCCCCCGAGCAGCUGCCGAUAGUGCUGCAGGUGUUACUGAGCCAGAUCCACAGAAUGAGGGCGUUGGAAUUGCUCGGGCGGUUCCUCGAUUUGGGACCGUGGGCAGUAAACCUGGCGCUGUCCGUCGGGAUCUUCCCGUACGUUCUCAAGCUGCUCCAGAGCUGCGCAAGGGAACUCAGGCCACUGCUGGUGUUCAUUUGGGCAAAGAUUUUCGCUGUUGACAAUACAUAUUGGUUUCAGACCUGCCAAACAGAUCUGGUUAGGGACAGUGGGCACAAGUACUUUUUAUCGGUGGUUCAGGACACUUCAGUGUCGCCCGAACACCGGACGCAGGCGACGUUUAUCCUGGCCUGCAUCGUAACGAACUUCCACGACGGUCAGGAGGCUGCCUUGCAGAGUUCCCUGCUUAGCGUUUGCCUGGAGCAGCUCAGCGAUCCGUAUCCACAUCUGCGGCAGUGGGUGGCCAUCUGUUUGGGGCGGUUGUGGGAUCACUACGAGAAAGCCAGGUGGACGGGCGUGCGGGAUAUCGCUCACGAGAAGCUGUACACGCUGCUGAGAGAUCCGUGCCCAGAAGUUAGGUCGGCCGCCAUAUACGCCCUGGGCACCUUCAUAAAUUCCGUGACGGAGAGGUCGGAGCACGCGAACAACAUCGACCACUCGAUCGUGAUGACGCUCGUGAAUACCGUCAGCGGCGACAUGAGCUCCCUGGUAAGGAAAGAACUCAUAAACGCCUUGCAGUGGGUCGUGUUGUCCUUCGAGCACGUCUUCGUCAAUCUGGCCGUGAAGGAGCACAACAGCAUAUCGCCCGUUCAGGACACCAUCCCCCCGCUCGGGAUGCGCAGGGCAGGAAGCAAAGACAGGGACCUCCCUAGACUAAACGAUUACGAUUCGAUAAAGAAACCUACCAACGACACCGAGAAGCACCUAGGAAGAGUCCCGUCCAGUCCGUACUUAAACCACAUGGGCAACUCGACCAUGUCGCAGAGCCUGGGCACGCUGCCGGGUUUGGGGUACGGCUCCGUAUACAUGAAGUUGUGGAACUCGCUCUGCUCCUUAGAGACGGAUCCCCAUCCGGAGGUGGCCCAGAUGUGCUGUACGGUUACCGGAUACAUCAGGGCGAUAGCUAAGGAACAGCGUGACUUCGUAGACAAUCGCAGCGUAAGCUUACCUCCAAGUCCCAAACAGAACGCUUGCUUCCCUGGAGAAAGCCCGCCGACAUUACACCCCCCAGGAGAUCUGCAAAAAUUGACCAGGCCUACUAGCAGAUCGAGAAGAAUGCACAGAAACACACUGAACGAGAACAACGACGACAAACUUCAGUUUUGUCGCAAGCCCCUGGUCCACACGAAGUUCGUGGAGUGGUCCUCGAAGAGAUUCGCCCAAUCGAACAAGAAAGACAAGGUGACCAAAGAUCCCGAGUCCUCUCACUUUUACGAACGGGACUGGAGACACACCAGGAACAACGAUAUAAGAAUAGAAGCGACCGAGGAGCAACGUAGGGCGUUAUCGUGCAGGGUGGAAUCCCAGGUUUUCCACACCAGGACGGCGGUGGCUCCGUCUCUGCUCCAACUGCACCCGUUCGAUAAACAAAUCGCCGUAGCCGGAAACGACAGCUUUGCCAUCUGGGACUGGAGCACGGGAGCCAAGACGACGAUUUGCCAGAACAAAUCAUCGAAAUCGGUCAGUUGUAAGGUGACGGCCAUUGAGUGGAUCAACGGGCACGACAUAGCGAUGUUAAUGGUAGCUUCGGAUGACGGUAGCGUUAAGUUGUGGCGGCCUAAUGUCGGAAUGAGCAGGGAGCCCUCGCUGAUAAGCGCCUGGCAGGCUUUCAGCGAACUCAAACCGACCGAGAAGAAAAGUGCAGGCAUCGUAAUGACCUGGGAGCAGUGGACGCAGACCCUUAUAACCAGUGGCGACACGAGGGUCCUUAGAUUUUGGGAUGCGGACAAAGAACUAAAGGCGUUCGACAUACCUACAGGCACCGAUAGUUCGGUAACCUGCAUCGACGCCACCUUCUCCAGCAUCUGCCACGAGAACCACAAGAAGUACCACAAAAGGUACGGACUCGACGACGAGGGCCUCAUAAUAGACAAUGACGAGGGCCUGGCGGCCUACCACGGCCCUCGGCUGGGGAUGUGUGCCGUGGGGUGCGGCGACGGUUCCGUCAGGUUGUUCGACCGCAGGUGUAACCCCUCGGAGGCGAAAGUGAGGGUGUGGAUGGAACAUCCCUCCUCCGUCUUAGGGAUCCAGCUGAGGGAUAACCUGAUAGUCAGCGGAAGUUCCGCUGGAGACGUAAAAAUUUACGAUAUUAGAAAGAAUGAUUCCAUACAUACCACACAGGCUGUUCAGAAUUCCGGAAUGUCCUGCAUUUCCAUACAUCGUAGCGCAAAUACCUUUGCUUGUGGUUCCCUGAACCAGUCCAUAAGCAUCUACACACUGAAGGGCACCCUGAUCAACACGAUCCGCUUCUACGAGGGCUUCAUGGGCCACAAGAUAGGUCCGGUGACCUGCCUGAACUACCACCCGCACAAGGUCGCCCUGGCCACCGGCACCAUGGACUGUUGCGUCAACGUGUACAGCCUGGAGGGGCGCAGGUGACGAGAUUCCCAGCCCUAGGCUCUAUUAUGGGGCCUGCUGGGCUAUUAUUAGUACACUGGAUGCGAGACGGUCGGCGACGGAUUGAUGCAAUCACGAGACGAGAGGGGUUUUUUUCGACGACGUCUGGACCGGAUCGUUUUUGUUUUGAAGUCUGAGCGAUUGUGUUCUCGACGGCUUCGGGGAAGGUACAUAAAAUCAAAU
This is a messenger RNA of Anoplophora glabripennis (Asian longhorned beetle), 4211 nucleotides long. RefSeq names its product regulatory-associated protein of mTOR (gene raptor). Lineage: Eukaryota; Metazoa; Arthropoda; Insecta; Coleoptera; Cerambycidae. Gene Ontology annotation, biological process: positive regulation of cell growth; cellular response to amino acid stimulus; positive regulation of protein serine/threonine kinase activity. The record is from RefSeq and is a predicted model, not a curated record. Bases 120 to 4010 code for a protein of 1296 amino acids. Gene Ontology annotation, cellular component: cytoplasm; TORC1 complex. Gene Ontology annotation, molecular function: protein-macromolecule adaptor activity; protein binding. The transcript has 20 exons.